AUGGCUGCCCAGUGCGUCACAAAGGUGGAGCUGAAUAUUUCCUGUGACAAUCUUUUGGAUAAAGACAUAGGGUCAAAGUCAGACCCUUUGUGUGUGUUAUUUUUGAAUACCAGCGGUCAACAGUGGUAUGAGGUUGAGCGCACAGAAAGGAUUAAGAAUUGCUUGAAUCCCAAAUUCUCCAAGACAUUUAUUAUUGAUUACUACUUUGAAGUGGUUCAGAAAUUGAAAUUUGGGAUUUAUGACAUCGACAACAAAACCAUCGAGCUGAGCGAUGAUGACUUCUUAGGAGAAUGUGAAUGUACCCUUGGACAAAUUGUUUCCAGUAAGAAGCUAACUCGACCACUGGCACUUAAAAAUGGCAGACCUGCAGGGAAAGGGAGCAUUACGAUUUCAGCUGAAGAAAUAAAGGAUAACAGAAUUGUCUUGUUUGAAAUGGAAGCAAGAAAACUGGAUAAUAAGGAUCUAUUUGGAAAGUCAGAUCCUUACCUAGAAUUCCACAAGCAGACAUCUGAUGGAAACUGGCUAAUGGUUCAUCGAACGGAGGUUGUUAAAAACAACUUGAAUCCUGUUUGGAGGCCUUUUAAGAUCUCUCUUAACUCUCUGUGCUAUGGAGAUAUGGAUAAAACUAUUAAGGUAGAGUGUUAUGAUUAUGACAACGAUGGGUCACAUGAUCUCAUUGGAACAUUUCAAACCACAAUGACAAAACUGAAAGAAGCCUCCAGAAACUCACCUGUUGAAUUCGAAUGCAUAAAUGAAAAAAAGAGGCAAAAGAAGAAAAGCUACAAGAAUUCAGGGGUUAUCAGUGUGAAGCAGUGUGAGAUUACAGUGGAAUGUACAUUCCUUGACUAUAUCAUGGGAGGCUGCCAGCUGAAUUUUACUGUGGGAGUGGACUUCACUGGCUCCAAUGGUGAUCCGAGUUCUCCCAACUCCCUUCAUUACAUCAGCCCCAGUGGUGUUAAUGAGUAUUUGACUGCAAUCUGGUCUGUGGGACUGGUCAUUCAAGACUAUGAUGCUGAUAAGAUGUUUCCAGCUUUUGGCUUUGGAGCACAGGUCCCACCUCAGUGGCAGGUUUCUCAUGAAUUUCCAAUAAACUUUAAUCCAUCCAAUCCCUACUGUAAUGGAGUCCAGGGCAUUAUAGAGGCAUAUCGGGCCUGCCUUCCUCAGAUAAGACUAUAUGGACCGACUAAUUUUUCUCCAAUCAUAAAUCACGUGGCCAGAUUUGCCGCUGCAGCCACGCAGCAACGGACAGCUUCUCAAUAUUUUGUGCUCCUGAUCAUUACUGACGGCGUGAUCACAGACCUCGAUGAGACCAGACAGGCUAUUGUUAACGCUGCCAAGCUGCCCAUGUCCAUCAUCAUUGUUGGUGUUGGAGGUGCGGACUUUGGCGCCAUGGAGUUUCUAGAUGGUGAUGGUGGAAGCCUCCGCUCCCCGUCGGGCGAAGUAGCCGUCAGGGACAUUGUCCAGUUUGUGCCUUUCAGGCAGUUCCAGAAUGCUCCGAAAGAAGCACUUGCUCAAAGCGUCUUGGCGGAGGUCCCCCAGCAGGUGGUGGGCUACUUCAACACAUACAAACUGCUUCCUCCCAAGAACCCGGCUACUAAAUGA
Molecule: messenger RNA, 1602 nt
Organism: Rangifer tarandus platyrhynchus (Svalbard reindeer)
Lineage: Eukaryota; Metazoa; Chordata; Mammalia; Artiodactyla; Cervidae
Source: the annotation of a GenBank genome assembly